Caenorhabditis angaria is the source of this 1367-nucleotide messenger RNA. The record is from the annotation of a GenBank genome assembly. Lineage: Eukaryota; Metazoa; Nematoda; Chromadorea; Rhabditida; Rhabditidae.
AUGAAAAAUAAAUAUCAACAAAGAAAACGAAAAUUGGACGGAAAUGUCGAAUUUUUCAAAUGGAAAUCUUUGGCGCCAGAACUUCGACUGAUUAUAAUAAAGAAAAGGGAUCUGAAGACAAAGUUGAGAUUUUCGCAAUGCUCGAAAAAUUCUCGAACAUUUGUCACAUCGUUGAAAGAUGUGAUUUCGAAAAUCGAAAUAUCGGAUAUUCCACACGAUUAUGCGACUAAUCCGGUGAGUUUUUUGUACCUAAUUGCUAGAAAAUGUCCAAAAAGUGAAGCUGGGGAUCUAUAUUCAAAAUGUUCUAAUGUUUUCAGCCGAAUGAACAUCGUUACGAUUCACAAAUAUCAAUUGAUGAGUGGAAAAGGUUAGUUCAUGCUGAUUCCUCCCAAAGAAUCCCGGGACUCCAACCUGAACUCAAUUUGGAAAAUGGUUGUCGCAAUAAACUCAAAAUCUCACACAACACUUAUGACAACACUGAUGAUUGGCGCCAACAAACUUGUGAUUAUUGGAUCGAAUUCGAACAAUUUGAAGGCAACAAAACACUUGUGAAAUAUCGAAAUUGGCCAAUUUAUCUAUAUGGAAAUGGUGAAGUAAAAUGGGAGAAAAUUGAGGAAGGUGAUACAAGAACAGUGACAUUGAGAUAUUUGGAAUAUUAUUUGGAACAAUGGGGAAAUGUGUGUCCAGCUUUCAGUUUUCGAGUGAGUUUUCAACUGAAAAUCGUGACAAAAAUUCAAAAUAACGUGAAAAUUUGAUAUUUUUUCGGCUUAAAUGAUCACCAAAAUUUCUCUUUUUUUCAGACUGAGGAUAUUUCGACAACUGAUGUGGAUUUGAAUCAAAUGAAAAACUUAAAAGAAUUGCAAUGUGGCUAUUAUGAAUGGGACGGUGAUAUUAUUGAUUCAUGUAUUAGUUAUGACAAAUUGAUAAACCUCGAUAAACUCGACAUAUGUGAUGAGGAAUACACAAAUUUCGCUGAUCUCAAAGAUUUUCGAGGUACAAAAUUGAUAAUUCAGUGUGAAUUCGAGGAAGAUGAAUUGAAUCCGAUGCUUUUGCUACUCAAAAAACGCGAAAUUCUUUCAAAUAUUCGAUAUUUCCAAUUGAAAACAAACUCGAUACAUGAAUAUGUAAAGGACUUCAAAGUUAUGGAGCAUUUGAAAGAUUUGGAGAUUUUUGGAUUGAAACCAGUUUAUGACCUUUAUGUUGAAAGCGAUGAAGGAAAAGAAUAUCAACCUGAAGAUAUCUAUUCAAAUUGCAAAUUUUCAAUGAAAUCCUUGAAUCGCAAUGGUCAAUUUGAUGUCACUAUAUUGUUGGAUGAUCAAGCCACUUUUAUCAUGGAAAUUUUGUGGAAAAAUGAUUCUUUGGAAUGA